UUCAGACUGUGCUGUGUCUCCUCCGUCCUCCACACAGAGGUACCGUCCUGCUCUCAGGAGCUUUGAUCUCUCAUUGAUUUACUCACAUUUAUGCUUCUGUUGCCGUUACUUUGUUUUUAUUGAAGACAGCCUUUCACCUUGUUCCUUUAUUAGAAACCAUUUUGACUUUUUUAUUUACUUAUUUAAUAUCAUACAUUUAUUGAUUUUUAAUGGAAAUAUUUCGUCAGUGUUUUUUCUCUUCUUCAGGAUCCUCCUGAUGGAGUAGUUAUUUAAAGAUGUUUUAUUUAUUCUAAGACACAGAGCUUAUGAAAACACCUUUAUGAAUGUUUAUUAUAUUCGGUCUCUAUUUUGUUGCUUAAUGGGACUUGUGAUGCAAAUUAGCUAAGUUAUGUUUACUUUAUUGAUAUCAAAUAUCAAUGAAAUAACUUGAUUACAUUUGAUAUAUUUUAUGUAUUAAACUUCACCUUUUAUCUUUUAUAAGCGUAUUUCUGUUUGCCAGUCUCUGUCCUGCAUGUUUUAGUUGUUUCCUUACUCCAACACCUGAUUGAACAGCUGGAUUACCUCAGCAUGACUCAAAUCCCAUAGAAGCCUGUUAAUCACCUUAAAUCGGGUCUGAUGGAGCAGAGACCUUUAAAACACGCGUGUCCAAAGUUCAGCCCAGGGGUCAUUUAAGGCCCUCAAAGUGAUUUUGUGAAUUAGGAUUAUUGACUUUGUUUCCGAUAGACUGUUGUAGACUGACUCUUAAAUGUUUAUGUUUAGAUUUUUACUAAAAUGCUUUUUUUUAAACCCGUUUGCAGGUGUACACAUUAAAAAUCAGCAUAGCAUAAUGUUUUGCACUUUGGAGGAGUAGUUGGAAACAGCUGGACUUUUCAUUUUGCCUCUGAUCUAAGAAGCUUCUUCAGUUGUGAAGCCUGGGUUGGGAGUGGGAGGCUUGAGGUGUGGUCUGACACAAACUUGCUCGUAGGAUCGUUUCCAUCCACUGCAGUUCAGUCCUUAAGAAGAAGACGAUGUUUUCUAUAGCGCCACUCAAGAUAAAAAUCACAAGGGGCUUCACAAAAGCAAAAAAUAUGUAUGUAUAUAAAGUAUAAAAAGAUUUGGUAGCGCUUCCUUUUAAAGUCCCCUAAUUACUAAGUACUUACAUGGUAAUUACAUAGUAAGUUAAAGGGUAUUGUUGUUUCUGAGUUCUUAAAUAGUUAUUACCAUGUGACUCAGGUUCAAUUCUAGUUUUUUUACUUUUAUUAAUCAUUCCCAGUAAAUACUGCAUUACACAAUAAUUACACUUUAUUACAAUUAUACACUUUAAUUACACAAUCACACACUUUAAAUUACUAUGUAAUUACCAUGUAAGUACUUAGUAAUUAGGAAACUGUAAAAGAAAGCAUUACCAAAGAUUUCAAAGAUGAGAAAAGGAGAAAAGAACAAAAGAAAAAGUGAAGAAAGGUAGAGAGAAAAUUAAUAGGAAAGAGGGAAAUCAAUGGAUCCCGGGAAAGGUGGAAUUAGAACAGAAUAAGGAGAGGGUUGUGAUGAAGGUCAUGCAAAGGCAGCUUGAACAGGUGUUUGUUCAGCUGCUUUUUAAAGGAGACCAGUGAGUCCACUUAAAAGCCACUUUCCUGCAUGUUGUAGAGCAGGAGUGUCCAAGCUUUUCAAGACGAAAGCUAAAAUCAUCAAGUUAUUAGUCCUCUCUUUAUUUUUUAAUACAAUAAACUAUACAUUCGUGUAGAAUCUCAGUUGUCCGGGGCAGGAUAACCUAGAGGGUUUAGUUGGAAACGACUGAAGUUUUGUUUUUCUUGAGGACAUUUUGCCUCAUGCCCAACAUGGAUGGCCUCAUUAUUAACAGCAAGGGCCUCACCAGUCCUAUAGGAGUUUGUUGUAACAAAAGUUAAAAACAGUCUGGGUUGAAGAAAAGGCAAACUCUGUUAAUGUUCUUGUCCAUGUUAAUAGAUCUGCAAAAAUGACCCGGUUGACUCCAGAUACUUUUUAUGUGAAAGAUUAAGUUCUGCUCCUUCAGCUGUCCUUGACUUUACGAUACUGUAAACGGACUCUCAUCAUCAUGAAAGUAUGUUCUGAUGUGACCGAGGGAACUUUGACACAGAGAGGAAGGAGGUCAGAGGACAGCUGCUGUCAGUCAUUCACUCCUCUGCUCUAAACGUUGGUCAGGAAGCACCAGGAGCAGUCAGGAGAACCGCCUUACGCUGUGGCGUCGCUCGUUGGUUCAGACAUUCUGCUAUAGGUGGACAAAAUGAAGACAGAAUAUUCUUUUGAGAAGAACCGGCCCCGGCGAUUUUCUUUUGCAGAUGAUGCUAUUAGAUGGAAAACCGGAUCGGAAGUCUCCAGUCUAGAGCAGACUGAAGCAGCCGCCAAUAAUGAUGUGGCCUACCCCUCUCUUUUUGGGAAGUACCAUGAAAGCCUGCAGACACUCAAACCCAUCCGCUUGUCUUCAUCCCAAUCACACCCUGUGGACAAUGCCGGCUUCCUGUCCUUUGCAACUUUUGCCUGGAUGACCCCGAUGAUGUGGGCCAUCUUCAGGAACAAGCUGGACAUGUCCUCCCUCAGCCUGUCUGGUUUUGACAAGGCUGACACAAGUGGAGACAGGCUGCAGAGACUCUGGGAGGAGGAGAAGUCGAGGAACGGUCCAGAGAAGGCCUCGCUGAUCCGUGCCAUCUUUCUCUUUCAAAGAACCAGAUUCAUUCUGUCAGUACUUGUUGGGAUCUUCGCCAUGAUGGCAGCGUUCGUUGGCCCGGCCAUCCUGGUCUAUCAGAUCUUAAACUACAUCGAAUUCGCAGAGGAAUCCUCAGUGACCCACGGUGUUGGUUUGGCUUUCGCUCUGUUCACCACCGAGUUCUUCAAAGCUCUCUUCAUCUCUCUGCUGUGGGCUGUCAACCUGCGUACAGCAGUUAGGCUGAAAGGUGCCUUCUCUACCAUGGCCUAUCAGAAGGUCAUCUCUCUCAGGACGCUUGAUGGCAUUUCCAUGGGAGAGAUGAUAAAUGUCCUGACCAACGACGGCCACAGACUGUUUGAGGCAGUCUUGUUUGCUAGCUUCACUUUCUCUGCCCCAGUGCUCUUCGUUGUGUGCAUUGUGUAUGCCUGCUAUGUUCUCGGUUACACUGCCCUGACUGGAGUCUGCACCUACCUCAUCUUUGUCCCCAUACAGUUCUUGUUGGCCAGACUCAUUAAUAAGUUCAGAAGCAAAGCCAUGCAGAUAACAGACAGCCGUGUUCGCACAAUGAACGAGAUCCUGAACAGCAUUAAGCUCAUCAAGAUGUACGCCUGGGAGGAGUCUUUUGAAAAGAAGAUUGCAGGACUGAGAAAGCGAGAGAAGAAACAACUGCAACUUGUCAGUUAUAUCCAGAAUAUAAACACCAGUAUCACCGGCAUCAUCCCCACUAUUGCCACCGUUCUCACCUUCCUGGUGCACACUUCGCUGCGUUCACCACUCAACACAUCUGAUGCUUUCACGACCAUCGCCAUUUUCAACUCCAUGAGGUUCUGCCUUGCUCUGAUGCCUCUGUCUGCGAAGGCUCUGGCUGAAGCUGCCGUGGCAAUAACGCGACUGAGGAAACUGUUACUGGUGCAGAAUCCAGAGUCCUAUCUGAUGCAAGAGAACGGUAGCCACUCUGCUGUAGUGAUGGACAAUGCCACACUUUCCUGGACCAAACCGGAUGUCCAACCAGCAUCCCCCACCAUCCUGGAUGGUCCAGAUAAGGGACAAAAGACACACAGGGAUGCUUCACCGACCCUGAGAAACAUCUCCUUCACACUGCCUAAGGGAAACCUGCUUGGUGUCUGUGGGAACGUUGGGAGUGGAAAAUCAUCCCUCAUCUCUAGUAUUCUGGAGCAGAUGCACCUCCUUCAGGGCUCCAUCACAGCCGACGGGACAUUUGCCUACGUUUCCCAACAGGCCUGGAUUUUCCAUGGGACAGUUCAAGACAAUAUCCUGAUGGGGGAACUUUUAGAUCAGGCCAAGUACGACAGGGUUCUGGAUGUGUGUAGCCUCAGAGCUGAUCUGAAGAUGCUGCCCUGUGGGGAUCAAACAGAGAUUGGAGAGAGGGGUCUAAACUUGUCAGGAGGACAGAAGCAGAGGGUCAGCCUGGCCAGAGCGGUCUACUCCAACAAAGACAUCUUCCUCCUGGAUGAUCCUCUCUCUGCUGUUGACGCUCAUGUGGGGAAACACAUUUUUGAAGAAUGCAUUAAAAAGGAGCUUCAAGGAAAAUCUGUUAUUCUUGUUUCACACCAACUCCAGUAUUUGGAGUUCUGUGAUGACAUCCUGGUUCUUGAAGAUGGAGAGGUCCUGGAGGCUGGAGAUCACCAGACACUGAUGAAGGCAGAUGGACGCUAUGCCCAGCUGAUCCGGAACUACCAAAUGGAACAAUCCAAAACUCAGAAAGAGGAGGAGGAGGUGCCACCUAAUGAUGCUGCUGAGACGAAAGAGCUCAGGCAGCGUACCGACAGCGGCAUAGAGAACCCCGCUUUUGACAUGUCAGAUGAAACGGAGGAUGGGACAACAGCCGACCAACCUCAGAAACCUGCUGCAAAGUCUGGUGAUCAGCUGGUUAGUCAGGAGUCAUCCACAGAGGGAUCCGUGUCCUGGAGAGUCUACCACCACUACUGCAAGGCAGCUGGAGGCUACAUUGUGACCUUCCUCACCAUCCUGAACAUAGUCCUGAUGAUGGGCUCCACGGCUUUCAGCAGCUGGUGGCUCAGCCACUGGCUGGAGCAGGGUGACGGGAAUUCGUCUUCAAAUGCAGGCGACGUCUCACAAAACCCAAGGCUGUACUUCUACCAAUUGAUUUAUGGAGUGAUGGUCCUUGUCAUGGUUGUACUUGCAGUGAUCAAGUGCUUCUUUUACACUCACGUCACACUGAGAGCUGCUUGCAAACUCCACAACCGCAUGUUCAGGAAGAUUCUUGCCAGUCCGAUGAGCUUCUUUGACACAACACCAACAGGACGCAUUCUUAACCGCUUUGCCAAAGAUCAGGAAGAAGUGGACACUGUGCUCCCUCUCCACAUGGACCCUUUCUUGCAGUUUUGUCUUCUCGUCACCUUCACUAUUAUCAUCAUCUCCUCUGUCUUUCCUGCGAUGUUGGUAGCUGUUAUUAUUAUGGGAGCCUUGUUUGCCCUCAUCCUCUUUGUAUUUCAGAAAAGCAUCCGUCAGAUGAAGAAGAUGGAGAACAUCAGUCGUUCUCCAUGCAUCUCCCUCACCACCUCCACCCUGCAGGGCCUCAGCACCAUCCAUGCCUACAACAUCAGAGACAACCACAUAAAGCUGUUUAAGUCUCUGAACGAUAUCAACUCCAACCACUAUUUGCUGUUCCAUGCUGGAACACGCUGGCUCUCCUUCUGGUUGGACUUCAUGGCUGCUACCAUUACGUUGAUGGUGGCUCUGUUUGUGGUACUCAGCAGUAAUGAGCUCAUCAACUCGGCCUUGAAGGGGCUGGCCAUAUCUUACACCAUACAGCUGACAGGCUUGCUCCAGUAUGUAGUCAGACAGUCAACGGAGGUGGAGGCACGGUUCAACUCAGUGGAACGACUGCUGGAGUACAUCACGAGCUGCAAGUCUGAGGCCCCCAGGCAUGUGAAGGAGGCUCAGAUCCCACAGGGCUGGCCCAAACAUGGAGCCAUCACCUUCCAGGACUACAAGAUGAGAUACAGAGAGAACACACCCAUCGUCCUGAACGGGCUCCACUUCCCGAUACGGGCUGGAGAGAAACUCGGCAUUGUGGGAAGAACUGGAUCUGGAAAGUCCUCUUUGGGUGUAGCUCUGUUCAGACUGGUAGAGCCCACAGCAGGAACCAUCCUUAUAGACGGAGUGAACAUUAUGGACAUCGGCCUACAGGACCUACGCAGUAAGCUGUCCAUCAUCCCCCAGGACCCCGUGCUGUUUACUGGCACCGUCAGGUACAACCUAGAUCCCUUUGAUAAUUACUCUGAUGAGGAGAUCUGGACGGUUCUGCAGAAGACCUACAUGAAGGAGUCGAUCUCCAGGCUGGAGGGGAAGCUGCAGGCUGGAGUUUUGGAGAAUGGGGAAAACUUCUCGGUUGGCGAGAGACAACUAAUAUGUAUGGCUAGAGCACUGCUUCGUAACUCCAAGAUUAUUCUGCUGGAUGAGGCCACGGCCUCCAUCGAUGCAGAGACAGACGCUCUGAUCCAGAACACUAUCAAAGAAGCCUUCCACGACUGCACCAUGCUCACCAUCGCACAUCGAAUCAACACUGUGAUGCACACAGAUCGUAUUCUAGUCAUGGAAAAUGGAAAGGCAGCAGAACUGGACCCUCCAGAAGAACUGACUCAAAGACCAGAUUCUCUCUUCUCCUCACUCCUCACGGCUGCUAACACUUUAAAUACAUAACAGCACUAAGCAGCAAUCCUCACUGUAACACCAUGACUGUUCUGUUGACCAGAUGACUACGUUAAUCAUGACAGUAACUAGAUUUGUUAUUGAAACAAAAGAAACGACCAUUUUAGUUGUAGUUUUUUAUUGUAAACUGUAUAUAUAUUAGUGUUUUUGUAUCACAAGUGUACUGGAAAAAACUAUGCUUGAAUUAUUGUUCAUCUGUGGUCUGUUAUGUAUUUUUAAAACAUAUUUAUUUACAUACUGUGACAUUAACUUGGUUAUAAUGUUGGUUAAAUGUGCCACGGGCCCCAUAUUAGUGCAUCAAAUGACAUAAUGACCAUGCAAAAAAUAAAUUCUGUGUGAAGUCAA
Nothobranchius furzeri (turquoise killifish) is the source of this 6700-nucleotide messenger RNA. RefSeq names its product ATP-binding cassette, sub-family C (CFTR/MRP), member 12 (gene abcc12). Gene Ontology annotation, cellular component: membrane. Gene Ontology annotation, biological process: transmembrane transport. Gene Ontology annotation, molecular function: ATP hydrolysis activity; ABC-type transporter activity; ATP binding. The record is from RefSeq and is a predicted model, not a curated record. Lineage: Eukaryota; Metazoa; Chordata; Actinopteri; Cyprinodontiformes; Nothobranchiidae.